Molecule: messenger RNA, 820 nt
Organism: Xenia sp. Carnegie-2017
Lineage: Eukaryota; Metazoa; Cnidaria; Anthozoa; Malacalcyonacea; Xeniidae
Product: DNA polymerase zeta catalytic subunit-like
Exons: 5
Coding region: 104-820 (238 amino acids)
Biological process (GO): double-strand break repair via homologous recombination; error-prone translesion synthesis
Cellular component (GO): zeta DNA polymerase complex; nucleus
Molecular function (GO): DNA-directed DNA polymerase activity
Source: RefSeq, a predicted model, not a curated record
UUGGCUAAUCUAUAAUCUAAAACAAAUAUGGCGGAUUCAACUCUCGUCUUUCGUCUUUCAAAAAUUUUAAUUGACGAUAUAUUUUCUUAUUUUGAACAACAGAAUGUUUUCUGUUAGGAUUGUAGAUGCAGAUUUUUACGUGGGAAAACCUAUAGAUGGCUUAGAUAUUUUGUUUUCUAAAUUUCGCGAGGCGAAUGUUAACCGUGUUCCAGUUUUGAGGAUAUUUGGCUCAACUCCUGGUGGACAGAAAACUUGUGUUCAUAUUCAUCAAGUAUUUCCUUACUUAUACAUACCUUACGAUGGAACUAAACCCACAGAUAAAUAUCUGAAACAAUUUACGACAAGUGUAGACUUUGCUGUUCAAGUUGCGUUUGGUAGAACAUCAUCUUCUAUGAAAUAUGUUCAUAAAACUGAAAUUGUUAAGAAAAUACCAUUUUAUGGUUAUCAUGAGAACGAAGAAGAGUUUAUUAAGAUGGAGUUGUACAAUCCAAGAAUAAUUCCCAAACUUGUUGAUCUUCUUCAUAAUGGAGCUAUAUUGAACAAGUCAUUUCAACCACACGAAGCUCAUGUUCCUUAUAUUCUACAGUUUCUAAUUGAUUACAAUCUUUAUGGUAUGAACUUACUUUAUGUAAGAAAAGUUCAUUUUAGAGAAAUUUCUUCAAAAACAGUUGAUAUUCAUCAUUUUAAUGUUUGUUAUUUGUCAUUGUUAAGAAAUUUAUGCCUGGAUCCUACUGUGAAAAAAGUCAGUCGUUGUGAACUUGAAGUUGAUGUAAUUGCUGAAGACAUCUUGAAUCAAAUAAAUGUUGAAAGUAAAAUUUAG